AAAAGGAGGUUUAGUUGCAUUUACAGUUUAGAGAAAUUGUUGUUAAAAAUGAGAUGGUAAGAGAACGGAAUCUGUGCAAGAAUAAGAAAGUUAAUACACGCAUACACAACUGGCUUUAGUUUAAUGUACAGUAGAGAGUGCGCAUACAUCGAUCAGCAAGAUCACCGAAGAGCGAAACGAUAUGAACAAAAGAAUGAAAAUGACAAACAAAACACGUAACAAAAUAAGCAUAACUUGAUCGAAUGCUCUCGCGCGUACAAGAGACACGUAACUGCCGAGAGAAUCUCAAUGAACAGUUCUCAUUGAGGUUUCAAUUAAGUUGGGUGUGCCUUGCGUGUCAACGAUAUCCACACAUAUAUUCUCGAAGAACCAACAGCAGUAACCAAACACACAGUGCGUUUCAUAAAUCUCGUUUGUUUCGUUUCGUCGAUAAGACGGACACAAAGGAUGUGUUAAUAUAUCUCAUUUUUUUUUUCUCAUUCGGUCACUUUGCGGUUGGUGUGUUAAUAUACGUGUUUAGGUAUAACGCAAGUGGAUACCUGUUUUUCUCUCAUCGUUCGCUCUCGUCUGCGUGCAUGUUCUGUUGUUUUCGGCAUGAAUAAGUUUUGAAUAUUAUUAUUUAAACUAUCCUACAUUAGUGUGUUGUUGAUUUGAGUUUGUUAAGUUCGUAGUUGUCAACCCAGAUCGCCAAACUCAAGCGACGGCAAAACUUCGGUUAUUCCAGCAAAACUAAAAUAGCAAACAACUUUAUUGUGCAAUUCCAGAGAAGAGAAAGAAAACUGAAUCUUAGAAACUUAAUAAAAAAGCAUCGAUCAUACGUUACGAUUGUAGAUAUUUGAUAAAAUUUGUUGAAUGUGUGUUUCGUUUUAAAUAGUGUUAAUCCAGCAGUAUUUCGUGGCAUAUUAGUGGAAUGUUUUUUUAAUUAUGUGGGUGACUCAUCUAGCACACAUGAAAUAAAACAAGUUGAAAAAUUGGACAUUGUUGUUUAAUAAACAAAAAUUGAAAAUACAAUUAAUAAUUUUGUGAUACGUGUUUAAAAAAAAAAUUCUUCAAUCAUUAAAAAGUGGCAAGUAACGAAUAAGCUCAAAAUGAGUAACAAAGACGAAACCGAUUUAGUACGAAAUACCGAUUCGACGGAAAGUGGACAAACACUAAAAUCAAAUCAUAUGCAUGAUCUUAGCAAUGGUGAUACAGCUACACUAAAUGGUAAUUCCAAAAAUCCAGACGAAAGUAAUUUGCAGACGUCAAUUGCCGAAUCAACCGAACGAAAAUCAAACACACCCAGAAAUUGGGUGCAAUUCGAAAAUGAAGAUGACAAUGACAAGAACGAAUCUCCGAACAAAUACAAGCAUAGUUCUGUACAACAAACAUCAUCAGGAAGUGUGUCGCAAUCAUCGCAGCCACCGGUUUUGACAACCGAGAGUGUUCACAUUAAUAUAAAAAAUCUCCCAUCACCACAACAACCACAAAAGUCAUUAGCCACGUCUAGUCCAGCGGUUAUUGAAAUUGAACAACCGAAAAACAACUUGAACAAAUCGGUGACAACGUCUUUUUCAACGUCAGCACCGACGCCAAACGAACAAGGAUUACGAACAAUUGAACUAUCAUCGGGACGAGUUCGAGAGGGAUUUGCAAAUGGAGAUGUCAUAGUUUCGCUACUUCCAAUAAACACGAGGUGGCCAUGGAUUACGCCGGCUUUAUUUCGUCCAGAAUUGGUUCCGGAAGAGUUAAUGGCACAAGGGCUUACGCUGACUGUCGAGGAGUAUGUUCAUGCCAUGGAGACACUGGUCAAUGAUUUUCGAUUUACAUUGUACAAUGUAUGCUAUAAGCGAGUAUUAUUAGUUUGGGUUGUCUUUGCAUUAUGUGUGAUGCUCGGCUUGUUGUUCUCGGGUCUAAAAGGCAUUCCGUUGUUCAGUUUGGGCGUGGGAUGGCUAUUUUUAAAUGCGGCUGCCAUUUUUAUGUGCAUGUGGGUGAAAUUACGUUUGGCACGUGGUCUCGAACGAUGCUUAGCAUCGGUUAAUAAGCAACUAAUUCGUCAUAAGAUCAUAAUGGCGCUGGACGAUCGCGGUAGAAUAUCAUGUCAUAAAGUGAAUUUAUGUUUCAUGUACUAUGAUCCGGAGCAGUGUGUCAACUAUUUGAAUGAUUUUAUUGAACGUAGUGAGCAAAAUGGAACAACUAUUGAAGCCGGUUGGGAAUCUCGUCUAGAUGUUGAUGUUAAUGAUAUCAUUAUUCAGGGAAGUAAUACAACACGUGUUUCAAAGCGAAAGGCUGCGGGAGAAUUGCUAUUUUUGCGCUAUUUGCAGAGAUGGGGGAAGGAUUACCUCCGUCGAAGACUUGACUGGAUUUUUGAAGAGAAUGGAAUGCAUGAAAUGCCUCGCCAUCUCCAAGCUGCAUUAUGUCCUUGUCAAUAUGCUGAAGAACUAAUAUUGAAUAAACCGCGCAAAGAUGAACGUGCAUGUUGUCCGCGAUGCAAUGACUGGAUGAAUUCGCGUGGCAUUUCGAUAUGUUAACAUAUCAACCAUAUUUUUAUAUACACAAAAGACCGAUCGACGUCCAAAGAAACUAAUACAAGGGACAUACAACUAGGGACAAUCGAUUAAAAUCGAAAACUGUUCACGUCCAAGUUGACAUGGGAACCAUUUUAAAAUGCAAUGGACUCAAUUACGUUGAGUUUCCGUGAAAUAAACCCCUGCCCGCCCCCCAUAACCUUCAAAUCAACUAACAAACUGAAAUUGCAACUAACUCACCUACUAACACGUGAAUGUUGAAUGUCAUUUAAUGCUCGUUUCAUUUGGUCUAUUCUUAUUAGUUUUUUAUUUUUUUAUUUUAUAAGUUUGGUAGUUGGCUUGACGUUCUUUGUAAAUUGAUAGUUCGUGUUUGUUUUAAUUCACUUACUUAAUUUUCUUAUGUCAUCGUUUUUGUUUCGAUUUGCUUUCUUUUUAUUUCUCGUUUUUCCCCGGGUCCGAUUGUGGCAGGAACGUGCACUAUUGCUAUUUUUAAGAUAUGCAAGCCGAUGGGGCAAUCAAACUAUGCGUGGUUUUAUUAAAACCGGUGUUCAUGAACCAGCCCGGCAUGUCUCCCAAUACAUUUGUUU
Molecule: messenger RNA, 3094 nt
Organism: Contarinia nasturtii (swede midge)
Lineage: Eukaryota; Metazoa; Arthropoda; Insecta; Diptera; Cecidomyiidae
Exons: 9
Coding region: 1089-2510 (473 amino acids)
Source: RefSeq, a predicted model, not a curated record